Messenger RNA from Rotaria socialis, 2178 nucleotides. NCBI's taxonomy places the organism in Eukaryota, Metazoa, Rotifera, Eurotatoria, Philodinida, Philodinidae. The record is from the annotation of a GenBank genome assembly.
AUGGCACAAAGAAAUCAAAAAUUCAGUGCAACAUCUUCGAAAAAGUCAAAUGUCGUUUCAAAAUCCACCAGUGCUAAGUCUUCAUCGACAAUUGAUAAUACUGCAAACGAAUUAAAGGAAGAAGAAGGUUUAACGGAAAAAGAACAGUUUCAGAUUUGCGAGAAUUUCAUUGUAUUUUGGCUCGAUUCAAGUUCGAAGAGCUUAAAUGAAAGCGCAAUUAGUCAAAUACGAUCCAUUGUCAAUAUCAUCAAAUCAUUUAAUAAUAUCAAUGAAUGCAUCAAGUCUAUCGUUGAGAUCAAAGACGAAAAAAUUUUUCUUAUCGUGUCAAAUUCUCUUGCUCAACAGAUUGUCCCUCUUGUUCAACCAUUUGUACAAGUUGACUCCGUCUAUAUACUUUCGGAUCGUGAACAAAUCAAUCAAAAAUUGAGUACAGCGUAUAUUAAAAUAAAAGGAAUUUAUACCGAUAUUGAAGCACUUUGUAAUGCAUUGAGAAAGAUUAUUCGACAGUUAAAUAAUGAUUUAAUACCAAUAAGCAUUGUUCCCCUGUCAUCGGGAGAUAAUCCAGAUCAACUCCCAACAUCAUUCAUGUAUUUGCAAUUAUUCAAAGAAUGUAUUUUAACAAUGCAAAGCGAUUCAAAAAUGGAAAUACAAGGAUUCGUGGAUCAUUUCACUUCAUAUUACAAAGAUAAUAACAGCAACAUAGAUAUUAUCAAACAAUUAAAAAGAGAAUAUUCACAACAUUUGCCGAUAUGGUGGUAUACGUUACCGAGUUUUCUAUACGAAACGCUCAAUGCAGCUCUCAGACAGUUCAACGUCCAACAUUUAAUGAAAAUGGGCUUCAUUAUUCGAGAUCUUCAUGAACAAAUAAAAAAAUUACAUUCUCAACCAAGUAACAAUAAACCAAUAUCGCUUGUUUAUCGAGGACUAUAUUUCCCGACUAACGAACUUGAAAACUUGAAGAAAUCAGAAAAUGGUCUUAUUUCUUUUGAUCAAUUCUUGUCGACAAGCACUGAAAAAAGCGUUGCUAUGUCUUUUAUUCCAAACAAGGCAGAUAAACCUGAUAAAACGCGUGUUUUAUUUCAAAUAGAAAUUGAAUCAUUCAAUUCAUCGGUGCCUUUCGCUUCUAUACAUGAAUUUAGUGCUAUAUCCUCAGAAAAUGAGAUACUUUUCUCUAUUUCUACUGUAUGUAAAAUCGGCAAGAUAAAAGAGAUAGAAGAUGGUCUAUGGGAAGUGAAUUUAACCUUGGUGGAUGAAAGAGAUCCAUUACUCGCACGUCUUAUUGAGCACAUGCGAGUUUCACUUGGAAAUGGAAAUAGUUGGCAUCGACUUGGUCAAUUAAUGAUCAAGAUGGGACAAUUCAAGCAGGCUGAAUCAAUCUAUAAGGAUCUGCUCGAAGCAACAUCUAUUAGUGAUAAAACAGAAUGUUCUUUCUUACACAACCAGCUUGGAUAUGUUUUUAAGCAAAUGAAUAAUUUGCCAGAAGCAUUGUCUCAUUACGAAAAGUCACUUACUAUUAAGCAAAGUUAUAUGUCACCUACUGAUUCUCGACUCUCUAGUAUAUAUUCGAAUAUUGGCGGAAUUUUCAAGGACCUCAAUAGACUUGAUGUAGCAUUGAAAUUUUAUCAAUGUGUUCUCAAGAUCGAUCUUGGAAUGUCAGAACCUAAUCCACUCGAGAUUGCUAUCGAUUACAAUAAUAUUGGCUCGGUAUUUGAUGAACAGGGUAAGUAUUCUGAAGCGCUUCAUAGUUAUAAAGAAGCAUUAGAAAUCAAACUCGAUUACCUUCCACCAUAUCAUUCAUCUCUUGCUACUACCUAUAGUAAUAUAGCUUUAAUUCUUCGUAAAAUGGGUAGUGAAGCUGCUGAACGACAUCAAUACGAAUCCGAACGUUCAAAUUAUAAAGAAGCACUUUCACAUUAUGAAAAAGCACUUAACGUACAAGAGAAAUCCCUGCCAACCAAUCAUCCCUCAUUAGUCUUGACUCAUGAUAAUAUAGCAAGAUUAUAUAAAAUGCAAAAGAACGAAUUGAAAGCCAUUGAACAUGCUGCAAAAGCUGAUGAUAUUGCUAAAGUCGCUUUUGGUAUGGAUGAUCCCGAACGGAAAAAACGGCAGCAUUACUUAGAAGAACUUGAAAGGACGCGAUCGGCUUUGGUGCGUCGAGCAGGCAUCGUUCGAAAGUAG